Molecule: messenger RNA, 5160 nt
Organism: Cyanistes caeruleus (blue tit)
Lineage: Eukaryota; Metazoa; Chordata; Aves; Passeriformes; Paridae
Source: RefSeq, a predicted model, not a curated record
CAGGGGCUGCUGACCAUGAUGUUUCACCUGCUCUCCCUUUUCCGUCUGCUAGCGUGUCCCGCUGCACAGGAGCGAGAGGCCGCCCCGGAUGCCCACGGCCAGCCCGUGGCCUGGCUGGACGCGUGGGCGUCGUGGAGGAUUUCAGAGGUAGCCUUGAAAGCAGUAAUUCCUCACUCUUUUCCCCCCCUCGGCAGCUCGGACUCCACUGAUAAUUUUGAGACCCCUGAAGCAGAAACACCGAGCUGCUCGCCACUCAAGGAGUUCUGCGAGCCACCGGGACCGCCAGAGUCCGGGACCCAAGAGCCAGGUGACCUGCUGCUAGGGGAAGUCCACCGGGACAGCUCGCCUGGGAAGCACCCCAAAGAUGAGGCUCAAGCAGAGAUUGGAGCCCCUAAAGCCAGUUUGGAUGCUGAAGGGGAAGCUGAGCCUGACAAGUCGCCCCUGAUGCAGCCCCUGGCCGGGCUGGGCUGCAGGGCUGACCCUGGGCCGGCUGCUGUGCCCGCUGUGCUGCCAGCCCCCGUGGCCCCUGUGGGCACUGCCACCCGGCCCAUGGCAGGAGGGGACACAGCUGACACCGGCACGGGGUCGCUGGGGCUGGGGGCUGAUGGCCUGGCCCAGGAGCAGCUCGGGAAAGGGAAAACACCUUCACUGGCGAGGAAAACAGAUGAAGCCACGGAGGAGACACAAACAUCCUACCAGCUUGACCCUGAGCAGCAUGAUGGGAGUGUGAACCCCUUCAUUGCCGGAGCCUGCCAGCUGCAGAGCUCUCCCCCAGCAGCCCCACAAUGCCUUCCCCAUCCCGGGGAGCUGGGGGGGCACCUGGCUCUGGAGGUCCCAGGGCAGGUCCUGAAACCUGGGGCUGAUGUUACAGAGGCUCGAGAGAGCGUGGAGGCCAAGCCAGCUUCGCCCAGGAGGGGCAGCAGGAUCCCGGCCAGCAAGCUGACACCAAAGAGACACAGAGAGUCCCCCAGGAAAGCAGCUGAGGAUGCAGAGAGGGGUCCCACAGAGCCACCUGUGCCCCAGGGCUCCUCCCAGCCAGGUCCCCCCUGCUGGGACAGCCCUGCUCUCGGCUCUCUCAGUGGCAGCUCAGCACUGCAAAGUUCGCCGGUUCUCCCCAAGGGUUCUUACCAGUUUGACCCCAAUAACUUUGACUCCAUGGAUCCGUUCAAGCCCACCAAGACGCUUGCCAGCACCAACGCUGACUCUUGCUCCAGUGCAGAUAACAGCCUCAAUGAAAUCCUCGAGUCUCAGACGCUGGAGAUGCAGGAUGAUGCCCUGAAAGGCACAGACUCCCCCAAGAAGCCCAAGUCACGGCUGAUAACGACUACUGAGCAAGUGAAAUUUCUCUGUUUUCUGUUGAGCGGCUGCAAGGUGAAGCAGCACGAGGCUCAGCCCCUGGUCCUGGACAUGGGCGCUCAGGAUGAAGGAGUGCUGAUCUCAGAAAUCCCAGCCAUUACAAACCGGGAUGGGCGUGCCACUGAUGAGGAGAAGUUGGCCUGCACCAGCUCCAUGCAGAAACCACCUGGGAUGGAGAAGAAGGCCGAGCCAGAAGAUGACCUGGAGUACUUUGAGUGCUCGAACAUCCCUGUGUCUGCAGCAAAGCACAGACCAGAGGCAGGUUUUGAAAGGGAGAUCUGCAAGCAGAUGGAAAAGGGAGGGCCUGGCAUCUUCCCUGACAAUCCCGGGCUGUGCUCCAUGGACAAGUGCCCCAGCAGCGAGAGUCCCCUGGCUGGCAUCUGCCUCAGCGAGUCCGAGAAGGCGGCCGUGCUCACGCUCAUCAGGGAGGAGAUAAUCACCAAGGAGAUGGAGGCCAACGAGUGGAAGAAGAAAUACGAGGAGAGCUGGCAGGAAGUGCUGGAGAUGAGGAAAAUCGUGGCUGAGUAUGAAAAGACCAUUGCCCAGAUGAUAGAGGAUGAGCAGAGGACAAACAUGACAUCUCAGAAAAACCUGCAGCAGCUCACAAUGGAAAAGGACCAGGCUCUGGCAGACCUGAACUCAGUGGAGAGGUCCCUGUCAGAUCUGUUCAGGAGAUAUGAAAACCUGAAGGGAGUCCUGGAAGGAUUUAAGAAGAAUGAAGAAGCUCUGAAGAAAUGUGCUCAAGAUUAUCUAACCCGUGUCAAGCAAGAAGAGCAGCGGUAUCAGGCCCUGAAAGUCCACGCAGAAGAAAAAUUAGACAAAGCCAAUGAGGAGAUCGCCCAGGUGCGCGCCAAGGCCCGAGCGGAGAGCGCGGCGCUGCACGCGGGGCUGCGCAAGGAGCAGAUGAAGGUGGAGUCCCUGGAGAGAGCCCUGCAGCAGAAGAACCAGGAGAUUGAGGAGCUGACCAAGAUCUGCGAUGAGCUGAUAGCAAAACUGGGAAAGUCCGACUGAGCCUCAGCACCCCUCGCCCAGCACUCUGCACUUGGCUGCUUUUCUCGUGACGUCGAGCACCUUGCCUUACCCCGGAGUCCCUGCAGGAGAGCUCAUGUGCCAGGCCUGUGGCUCCUGAGCAGAGCCGCUCCUCUCACCCCCCCUGUCUGCUUCCCACAGCUCUGGGGCUCUGUGGUCAGCCUGGGCCUGCCUGUCCCUCCCAGGGCCUGCCUGUCCCUCUGUGCCAGUGCCACCUCUCAGGCUGGAGGCGACAGUCUGGGCUCUGUCCCACUCGGUUUGCUGGGUCUAGUUGUGUCCCCAGCACACUUUGUCACUUACUGUCCUCUCGUGCUCAGCAGAGCAGGUCCAGCCCCGUGCUGAGUCCUGCCCUGGGAUGUGGGUGGUGGCAGGGGUGCACUGCUGGCUCUGGCCCUGGGAAAGGGAAGCUGGCACUGGGAUGGCCGGGCUCUGCUUGGUGGGUGUAGCACAGCACAGCAUCUCCUGUCCCUGGCUGUGCCAGCCUCAGAGGAAGGGAGUUGACAUCUCUGCAUUUGUGCACUUUAUGAGCAUUUAUGGGCACUUGGGCUCUCUGCUCACUCCUUCCAGACAGGCACGGUGCUGACGCAAGGCACGACUUGUUCCCCCCUAGAGCACUGAAACAGUCACACAACCUGAGUAACUGCAGUCUUCCCAGGGGAGAGUCCUGCUGAGGGCAGCCAGGAGGUUUCUGCACCAAGAGGUGUUUGAGAAGCAGGGGAGGUGUUGGUUCUGGAGAGCAGGGACUGCCUGUCCAUCCUGCCCGUGGCCCCUGCAGGGUUGGGUGACCUCCUGCUGGACACGGACAGAGCCAGGACGUUGCUGUUGUUGUCUGUGCCACGGUGAGAUCAAGGUUCUAUUUCAGAGGCUGCAGGAGGGAGGAGGUGAACCCUGAGCUGCCUCGUGGCUGCUGCAGUAGCUGCAGUGCUGGAGGAUUCUUUGCCUUGAAUGGAUAGGUAUGAAAUAAGGGAAAUAUUUUCAGUUUGGACUGUUUCCUGCCCAGCCUGUCGAAGACUUUAACAAACCUUUUUGCUGCUACCUUUUUCUAACAGAAUUGAGCUCUUUUCCUUCUAUUUUCUAAUUCCCUAUGUUGAGCAUGCAGGGUGAACACCUGUUUAAGCCAGAGCCAUGCACUUGAUUUUGUUUUAUUAGUUAUGUAAUAUAUAGAGGGUUUAUUCUACACUUAAGCAAAGGUGUCAGCAGCCUGCCCCAGCACGCAGCUCCCCUGCUGUUCCCCCCACUCCCAGUUAUCCCAGUAACAGACUGGUCACAGUGGCCGACACCGCUCAAAGCAGUGCACCUGUUGCUUGUGCUGGAUAUUCACCCUUUGCACAGUUGACAGAAAAGAAAACCCCUCUUUUUGACCCCUUUGACCUCCCCACGUGUCCCUCUCUUGGGCUGGUGAAAAAGCUUCAUUAGAACGAUCAAGGAGGAGUAUUUGUGCUGCCCUUGGGGAGUCAGUGCAGGAAAACCCCUGAGACCAGAGAUUGCUUGGGCAGUUGGAUUUUUCUCUUGGGGGAGCAAAAUGCAGCAUCGCAAAACCUCAGAGCUGGUUUGGGGCUGGGGCUGGGCUUGUUCAGAGCUGGGGCUGGGCUUGUUCAGAGCUGGGGCUGGGCUGGGGCUGGGCUGGUUCAGGGCUGGUUCAGGGCUGGUUCAGGGCUGGUUCAGAUCUGGUUCAGGGCUGGUUCAGAUCUGGUUCAGGGCUGGUUCAGAGCUGGUUCAGGGCUGGUUCAGGGCUGGUUCAGGGCACAGGGGCACCGUUCUGCCCACCAUAGCUGGCAGAGCCCAGGUGUGGGAGGGAGGCAGGUCCCAGGUGGGGACUGUGGCAGCCCUCAGCCUUCUGCUUUGCUCAGGGCUGUGAUGCUCACCUGCUGUCAGUUCAGUCUCUCCUCAGGGCAUUGCUCUGGCCCUUGGAGCUGAUGGAUAAUUGCAGAAGUUUAGAUUUCACCGCUCAGCACUUCCCCAGCCCCUGACCUGCACACAGCAGUCACCACUGCAGCUUUCCCUGUGGGCUGUGUGUGAAGCACGGCUCCUCUGUGAUACCCCACGGGGCACAGGCCAUCCCUCCUGUCCCAGUGUCCCUCCCCAGUGUCACCUGGCCCUGCCGUGCUGCUCCCGGUGCUGUACCUGUGCCUGUCCGCACGCACCCCAGUCUGGGCAAAGAAGAUUCCUACGGAAUGAUUUAUUAACUAUAAUAUGGUUACAGUUACAUAUAUAUAAAUACAUGUAUAAUGGGUAUAGCUAUAUAAAAUAGAAGUUUGCCAACAGGCAGGAUGGUUGCACCUCGUGUGCCGCGCUCAGACGUGCUGAGGUGGUGGUGUCCCCAUGCCUGGCGCAGGGAAUGGCGGGUCCCUGCACGUGGUGUCACAGCUGGGUGUGUUUGUCCUCUGUUUCUUGCAGUAGACUUUAAAUGCCCCUUCUGGCAGCAGCGUUCUGCCCCUGCUGCUGCGUUGCUGUUUGCAGUGUGUGUUUGCCAGCAGAGCUGUCUGUAACCAAGUGCCAACCAUAACCCCCAACUACUGAUCUCUUCCCCCGUCCCUCCACUGUGGCCUCCCCCAGGCAGGAACUUCCUCUGCCUUGACUUCUGCUCCUUUGCUUCCAGCCAUGUGUGUAACUGCCAUCGCCAUAGAUUUUAUAUGUAUGACAAUUUCCCUUUUAUAUGUCAGGUAAAUAUUUGUAAGAGUUAUACUCACACAAAUGAGAUUAUUAUAAUGAUUACUAAUAUAUUUUUUCCAUGUUUCAUUGCCUGAGUAAAAACUGUGGUUAUCACUCUUGAAA